AUGUGGUUAGGCCUAAUUUUAACCAUUUCAGUGCUGGGGAAGAGAGCUGCUUGCCAGAAGAACCAUGACUCUCCUCCAACCUCUGAACCACCUGAAAGGGCAGACGGGCCAGAGGUCAGUAUCUGUAGUGGGAAUAUGGAUAUCAUAACAUGUCUACAUUUAUGAGGGACAGGUGGUUUACACUCAUAUCCACAUUGUUUUUCAGUAUGAAGUGAUACAGCUGGUACCUCCACCAAGAGGACCAAGGCCAGACCGCAUAGCCUCAACUAUUUACUCCAGAGUCCAGUUUCCAAAUCCUGAACUCACAACUAGUGCUUAAUAAGGUGCCAAAUCUGCAUAUACCCUUCCUUUUCAAAUCAUACCUGGGCAAAGUCUGGGUACCAGUCUCUUUUAGCUAUAAUUCCACUCCUUACCUGGGUACCAGUCUCUUUAGCUAUAAUUCCACUCCUUACCUGGGUACCAGUCUCUUUAGCUAUAAUUCCACUCCUUGCCACUCCUGUUAUUUGCCAAAGACAGGAGUGGCAAGGAGUGGAAUGUUAGCUAAAAAGACUAAUACCCAGACAAGGUUGAGGCUAUUGUGAUGCCAUACAAUAAUUAGGAUAUUACUUUGGUGGAUAAUGUAAAUCAACUCUAUGAAUAUACAUAUUUCUAUAUACUGUACUAGAUUUACAUCUAAAUGUAAACGUUUUAAAUAGUUUAACAUUUUAAUGUUGUAUGCUGACAAUGUAGAUGUUGUUUGUGUAAUGUUGAUAUUGACAUAUCCUAUGUUGUUGGUUCAUAUUUCAGUACAUAUCGUGACCUUGUCAUGUCAGAACAAAAACUGUCUUAUAAAACUAAGACCACCUCAAGAUGCAGACCAGAGGUAAGAUACUUUUUGUAGAGCACCUGAACAGUUGCAGAAUUCUCCCGGACCAAUUGAUGAAACUUAACAGUAUCAAAUACUGAAAAGCAUACAACAUAUCAUUACAUAACUUUGACUGUAGCUAUGGUCUUUGUAAAAUAUGAAUUGCAUUGUUUGUUUUUUAAUGAAAUCAACAGCUCACAGCACCAUCAAGAGGAUUACAUUCUGAACUUGUAUCAAUAAUUACUAUUGCAGUAUAAUGCAUGCUGCCACAAGUGCAAGCUAACAACUCCAGCUAGGCCUAGUGUGUUAUUAUAUACAUGAAUGGUCAAUCCCAGGGGCGCAACUUUGGUUUUAGAAGUGGGGGACAUAAACUCUCCAAACAGCCUACCCGACCUUUUUGACACAAUUUCAGAAUGGUGGUGGGACAUGUCCCUCCCCGUCCCCAGUGAAAGUUGCUCCUCUGGUCAAUCCAUUAGUGUAACUAUCUUCUAGUAAAAUGUCAUGAUUACAGUAUUCAGCUGCUGAACUUCCUUUUUGUUCUAAAGCUGUGACUUCUGUGGAAAUGUUCAAUGAAAUUGCAGUGAAAAUCACAGGAACAAAAUAAAUGUAUGACUCAUGGCCCACUCAGUUGAAGGUAAAGUAGAGCAGUAGGUAUGACUCAUGGCCCACUCAGUUGAAGGUAAAGUAGAGCAGUAGGUAUGACUCAUGGCCCACUCAGUUUAAGGUAAAGUAGAGCAGUAGGUAUGACUCAUGGCCCACUCAGUUGAAGGUAAAGUAGAACAGUAGGUAUGACUCAUGGCCCACUCAGUUGAAGGUAAAGUAGAACAGUAGGUAUGACUCAUGGCCCACUCAGUUGAAGUUAAAGUAGAACAGUAGGAAUACUUAUGGACCACUCAGUUGAAGGUAAAGUAGAGCAGUAGGUAUGACUCAUGGCCCACUCAGUUGAAGGUAAAGUAGAGCAGUAGGUAUGACUCAUGGCCCACUCAGUUGAAGGUAAAGUAGAGCAGUAGGUAUGACUCAUGGCCCACUCAGUUGAAGGUCAAGUAGAGCAGUAGGUAUGACUCAUGGCCCACUCAGUUGAAGGUCAAGUAGAGCAGUAGGUAUGACUCAUGGCCCACUCAGUUGAAAGUAAAGUAGAACAGUAGGUAUGACUCAUGGCCCACUCAGUUGAAGGUAAAGUAGAGCAGUAGGUAUGACUCAUGGCCCACUCAGUUGAAGUUAAAGUAGAACAGUAGGUAUGACUCAUGGCCCACUCAGUUGAAGGUAAAGUAGAGCAGUAGGUAUGACUCAUGGCCCACUCAGUUGAAAGUAAAGUAGAACAGUAGGUAUGACUCAUGGCCCACUCAGUUGAAGGUAAAGUAGAACAGUAGGUAUGACUCAUGGCCCACUCAGUUGAAGGUAAAGUAGAGCAGUAGGUAUGACUCAUGGCCCACUCAGUUGAAGGUAAAGUAGAGCAGUAGGUAUGACUCAUGGCCCACUCAGUUGAAGGUAAAGUAGAGCAGUAGGUAUGACUCAUGGCCCACUCAAUUGAAGGUAAGGUAUAGCAGUAGGUAUGACUCAUGGCCCACUCAGUUGAAGGUAAAGUAGAACAGUAGGUAUGACUCAUGGCCCACUCAGUUGAAGGUAAAGUAGAACAGUAGGUAUGACUCAUGGCCCACUCAGUUGAAGGUAAAGUAGAGCAGUAGGUAUGACUCAUGGCCCACUCAAUUGAAGGUAAAGUAGAGCAGUAGGUAUGACUCAUGGCCCACUCAGUUGAAGGUAAAGUAGAACAGUAGGUAUGACUCAUGGCCCACUCAGUUGAAAGUAAAGUAGAACAGCAGAUGUGAGAAAGAGCUCAACAAAAAUAAAAAAAUAAAAGCACAGUGGAAAAUAGCACAUGUAAAUUGUCACAGGCUGUGAUUUUAUAACGGUAUUUGUGCCUGUAAUGCUUGUGCAAGAAUUUGUCUGGCAAGAGGUUGUCUUUUGCAAUACACUUUUAUAAUGAAUGCCUUCACAGGAAUUGUUACCCUGCCAAAGUUGUCUUAAACCAACAACAAAAAAACAAAACUUUGAGAUAAGGUAUAGCCUACACAUGUCCAGUAAAUAAUGUAUAAUGAUUUAGCCAUAGUUUCUGGACCAAUGAUGCAAUAAUCACAAAACUCUUCAGAUGGUCUGUCCUUGAUGACACUUCAUUUUCCCGGUUAUGGCAUGGCAAGGUGUGUGUGUGUGUGUGUUAUGACAGGCUAUAGGUGUUAGUUAAGGCAGGUUCCAGGGCCUGGUGCUAUGGGGUUUACAUAUCAGGGAAAUGGCUCCAUCUACAGGGACUCUACUGGGAUUCCAAAUACCCCCUGUGACAUCAUCCUCUCAUUUCAGUUAGGAGUGCUGUAAACAAACAAACUGUAGUCAGGGAUUUGAGGUGAGGCAGUGUACACAAACAUCUCAGCAACGUCUCUAUAACAUCUCAAGUACCACAUCAAUAUAAUCUAACGUUAAUAUAAUCUGUGUAAUAUAACCUGCACUUUUUAGUCCUUAUGUGUCAUCAUGAUUUUCAGUGAUACACACAGUACUACACAUUUUGACCGGGUACAUUUUAACUGGUUGAACAUUACCAUCUACUGAAAAUAGUAAGCACUGCAGGUGUUCCCACACUGUAUCCUGGCAACCCAACAAAAUAACCAACAGAAACCAGGCAAGAGGCAAAAGCCAUAGCGCAGAAAAGAGGUGGAGAGAGUCAUGGUGGACACCUUAUGCUACCAAGGGAGUCAAGAGGUAAAUCAAGUAAGUCAUCUAGGAGAGAUAAUUUACAUUCUUAAUCCAGCAGCACAUUGUCUUUGAGCACUGUACCAUAAACUUUGGUCCAGUGUGUCACAUCGCUUGUUGGUGCUGUUCAUGAAUCUAAGGAGCUUCUAAAAGCUUAGAACCAGGGUUGUGAAACUAUUCUAUAAUUUCUGGGGGGAAAAGUAUUAUUAUAUUUUGAAAUGUAAGGUUUUAAACGUUAACGUAAAUGAACUCCGUUUUAUUUCAUAUUCACAAUCGCAUAUGUUGUAGCUUAGACCCCAUUUUACAUGAUCUAAGGUUUUGUUUUAUUGUCAAAUACACUGGAUAGGUGCAGUGAAAUGUAUUGAUUUACAGGGUCAGCCAUAGUAGUACGGCGCUCCUUUGAGAAAAUGAGGAUUAAGUGCCUUGCUCAAGAACACAUCGACAGAGUUUUCAACAUGUCGGCUCAGGUAUUCAAACCAGCGACCUUCCUGUUACUGUCCCAACGCUUUAUCCACUAGGCUACCUAACACCCAAAUGAAAUAGCACCCACCCUGUAUUCAAGAGCAUGUUGUGUCUCAACCGAUGGCAGGCACAACACAAAAAACUCAGAUGAUGUGGACUAGGGUCUGAGGUACAACAUCUGCAAAUAGAGAUACGUGCUCCAGUAGUUCAGAGAUGGAACUUGUUGAGAGUGAGGGUGUAGUACCUGCGGCGAGGACCACCAAGUUCGGGCCUCGUCCCAAGGAUGAUAAGGAUGAUUUUGGCCCAGUGGGAGUGAGAUUUGCAGAGAUAAUGGAUCCUGGCGUUUUGGUUAAUCCAUAUGUGGUGUCAGGUUGGGUGGAGGAGAGGUUGAGGACUGUUGAGUUGGUGAAGGUAACUCGGAGUGGAUUCAUGAUGAUUUAUUAUGUUUCCUCCGCCCAGAGGGAGAGGGCGCUCCGGAUUACGAGAUUAGGGACAAGAAUUGUGACGUGCUUUGCUCUCCGGAGCAGGGUGCCGUUGAAAGGAGUGAUUACGGGGGUAGCAUUAAGUGUUGAGGAGGAGCAGUUGAAAUGGAAGAUUCCCGGUGUCUGUGACGCCCAACGUUUGGUGAGCCGUAGAUCCGGUGGGGAAACGGAGAAGACAUCUGUUAUGCUGAGUUUUGAUGCAGAGUCGUUACCAGAUAAGGUCAAGGUAGGACGUGUCAGUUAUCCCAUGAGAGCUUAUGUUCUGAAAAUAUGACAAUGUUUUAGGUGUCAAGGUUGUGGGCAUAUUGCAGCAGUGUGUAGGAGGGAGAUGCAUAGAUGUGAGAAGUGUGCAGGAGGGCAUGAGAUGAAGGAAAGUGUGGUAUCAGUGCAGAAAGUUGUGUGUGUGUGUCCGGUGACUGAAGGCAGAUUGAGGUUGCCAGGGUUAGAGUAGUACAGGAAGUGUUGUAUGGGGAAGCAGUGAAGAGAGUGGUAGAGGAAGAUUGGUACCGGGUGAGGGAUCCUGAGAGGAUUCAUGUGAGUAGGCAGAGACCAAGAGAGAGUGAUGGGAAGAACAUGUGCUUCAGUAAAGUGGGAUUUUUUGCAUUUAUAGCCAUGGUUGUUAAUUGUACUGCAGAAAUUGAGGGGGUGUUGAGUGGUACUUAUAUGUCCUCUCAGACCGUUGGUCUGGAGUAGGACUAGAUAUGGUUAAAUAGUGGAAUGGGGGGUGGAUUUUUAGAGGGCUAGUAGGUGAUAGGGCAAUUUAACUUUUCCCCAAGUGUGUAUUAUUGUAUCAAAUAAUAUAAUGUAGGUAGGCCUUGAAUGGCCUCACACAUCAGUAUUGUAGGUGGCGGUGUGUGUGCACCUAAAAGUUAGAUGCGUUCCGACAACCAAAUCCCAAAGAAGAAGAAGACAAGGAAAUUUGUGAAAGUGUGUUCACGCUCAACCUGUUUGCGCUCUUUGGUGCGCCAAACGGGUCUGGUAGAUGUAUUAAUAGGCCUACAAGUGGCGUGGCGUGUAGUGUAGGCAAAGCCAAUUAAUCGACACAAAAAAGGAAUUUAUGGAUCAGCUCUGGUGAUACAUAAGUGGAUAAUGCAUAAAAAAUGUAACGUUAAUUAAGGCUAUAGAUACGGAAGCCUUGUACUGUGCAGCCACCUAAACCACGUAGUCCCAUUGAACGUAUUCUCUUUGUGUACACCGGACAAUCUUUUUUGUUGUUGUAUUUUACCCCCUUUUCGUGAUAUCCAAAAUGUUCAAUGGAAUGACGUAAGUAAUGAGGUUGGGCAGUGCAAUACUUCAGUAUCUAUAGCCUAAAUUAACGUUACAACAUAUAGCUAUCACAAUUAGUAAUUGUUAGCUAGCUAAGUACCUAUAAGGUGUCGUAUACGUAAGGUUAAGAAGAAAUGGAUAAAAGGUAUAUUUAUUUGUACGAUUGGUGUUGUGAACUAACCACGUUGGUAGCUAGCUAACCAGUUAAACAGAUGCUGUUGAUAGAUAACCUUAUAACGUUGGGUACAAAGACAAAGCAAGACCCAAGUUAUUGUAGUUAACUUAGCAGAAGUGUUAGUUAGAUCUAGGCUAGCUAACGAAUUCAUUAGGCCUGCUUUUAUUUUUAUCUGAUAUGUAAAUUAGCUACUUGAGCAACUAACGGUAGCUAGCUAGCGUUGCCUAACUUCCUUAACUGGCCAGCUGACUUAUCUAUAAGAACAUAACUAUGUCGAAUUCUUAAUUGUCAGGAGCUAACUAGCUGAAGUAGCCUAAACGUGGCCAAUUAUCUAGCUAGCUACUAGUUCAUAUGGCUGUGAGGAGCCUGACCUUGGUCUGUUAGACAGAGAUGGAUCAUAGCUAACCAAACAUUAAUCAUUAGCUAGCUUGCCAACCCACCCAAGGCACAUAGGUUGAGUGUUGUCCCUCCCACGACUUUAGUCCACUCAACAAAUGUAGCCUAACUUUCAGUAUGUAGCAAGUAGGCCUGUCUAGGUAGUGAGGAAGGUCCCUGCUAUCUCAAAUAAAGUGGAUAGGCCUGUACUUCAGAGACCUCUUACCGUUCGUCACCUGCUCUCACAAGUUAGCCUAUAACACACACUUCACUGCAUCUUUUGUUUUGGCUAGUUUAUACGUAGACUACAUUGUUGCUUUACACAUACUUUUAUAUAUGCAUGCAGUCUAGUCGAAGGCAUUUCAAGUACAGUAAAGUAACAGUUCCUUAGGCAGAGAUAAAACUAGGCCUAUGGAAAAUGUGCAAUGGGGAGGAACGUAUCAUCUGUUGCAACAUGUCCUUUAGGUUGACUCUACUCCUUUGGAAUGCACCCACCUGUCAGUGCCAAUAUGGGCCAUUCACAUCUGUAUUAUGAUUGGUUGCUCAGCCUUUCUUUCAUAUUCAGCCAGACCACUGUGUUUAUAACCCUGCUAGUCUUGUUCCCAGCCAUAACAUGUUCUAUCACUACUCCACAGGUGCUGGUUGCCGGUUUGUGUCAUCUUGUUGAUGGAACUCCAAGGUAUUAAUAUCAGUCAUACGUUAUGUUGUUGUUUGUUCUGAUUCUGCAUGUGCAACACGGCAUAUUGAUGUCUGUGUCAGAUGGAUUCAUUGGAGGCUAAUUUUGAUAUCUGUGUUUUGUAGUCUCUUCACAGGAGAGAGUUGAAGGUUUUACAAGAGGGAAGGUUAUUUUACCAUGUCGGUACAAUGCGAUGCCUAUUGAAGAGGUCACCAUAUUUUGGCGAUACAAGGAUGACCGUAAUGUCUACAAUAUUGUCAGUGGAAAAGCAGACUUGAAAGACCAAGACCGUCAGUUCAGAGACAGAACCAGGAUGUUCCCUGAGGAAUGGGCAAAGGGCAACUUCUCUCUCCUACUGACUGAUCUCAAGGACAGCGAUAGUGGGAGUUAUUCAUGUUUCAUACCAACAAUGAACAUUCUUCGUCAAGUGGAACUUUCGGUUCAAGGUUUGCAUUACAACCAAGUUUAACAUACAAUUAAUUGAGAAUGGUCAUGAUUCAGCCUUAGCUUAUCUAUACAGUAUUGGAAUUUCCAUUAACAGUUUUAAGAAGUUGAUGAUACCGUAUGAUAACUCAAGGAAAAUGCAUUGUUAUUUCUUGAACUGCAUUGUUGGUUAAGGGCUUGUAAGUAAGCAUUUCACGGUAAGGUCUACACCUGUUGUAUUCGGCGCAUGUGACAAAGAGAAUUUGGUUUGAUUUGAUUUGAAAUGUCCCUCUUUAUUUUACAGAGAAACCAACUCCUGAGCCUAAAGUUGAUCCUAGGAGCAGCAGCAUGAGUAUCAGAGAGCUGAACCAGAGCCUCUUACUGUUUCUCCUCCUCAGUCCAACUCUCCACUUCCUUUGACUUACAGCACAGAAAUUGGUCUUUGUGCCACUUAUGAGACUGUUGACAAGUUCUGAGUGUUUAAACUGCUGAAAUACGUAUUUAUUCUGACAUGUAUGUAAUAGGAGACUGCAAAUAUACCUCUUGCUAGAACCACCUUUCAAGAGGUGAGGGAAAAAGUUUUUCCAAAUUGCCUGUAGUCACAGUGUGUUUACUGAUAGAACCACAGUAACUGCACUUAUGUAAGUUUUGCUUUUUGUCAACUAUAUUUAAUGCACUUUUAAUACAAUAUUUAUUGCUGAGUAAAUGCAUAAUAUUUUUUUUAAACCAGGGUCAUAUGUUAAAUCGAAAUUGGAAAUUGGAAAUGGCAUAGAAAUAGGAUUUUGUCAGUGUGUCCCUCUUGUCAACAAGAUGCAGGUUUACUUACCAAGUUAUUGAAAUAUCUCCAGAUCAGUCAUUAAUAUUGUACUACCAAAUGACAGAUGUUUUGUUGAGAACUUGAGAUUGAACAUGUGCUGCACAGUGAAAAUGUUAUUUCAGUCAACCUUUCAAUUAGAAAGUUGAUUACUUGGACACCACAGUGUUAUUAAAGGAAACAUAUUCACUUCCUCAAUGCUCUUCAUUAAAGAGUGUUUCUUUUAGCUUUUUGCAAACUAUGGUUUGAUCAUGUGGUUGCACAGUGUGUUCAGACAGAUGUCUGUUAGGAGGAAGUCAUUUCAGUCUCAGAUUUAUCACAGCUCUGAAGAUGUCGAGGAUUGUUGCCUGUCUGUUCUGUAAGACCAUUUAUUUUUCUUAUCUUAUUUAUUUGACAUUCAAUUUACAAUAAAUGAAGUGUCUCAUGGAUUAUUUUCUUCUUAGGUGUUUUAAAACUGUGUGUUGGAGCUGAGGCUUUGACAGAGACACUGGUAGAACUUGGACACAAUGCAACUCUGAACUGUUCUCUUACUGUAAAUAAUGUACACUGGUACAUACAGCACCAACUACAGCCUCCACUGGCCAUACUCCGCUCUUUCACUAGUAGUAGUCCUGCUGCUUUUUAUUACAAUAAUCAUUUUAGACAGAAAUAUUCAUUAGAAACAGGAAAUCGAUUGUUAAUACAGAAUGUAACAGUAGAUGAGAAUGGAGUGUACUACUGUGCAAAGAAAGAAAGAGAGAUUCUCCUAUUCAGCAAUGGAACCAGACUCAUGACCACUGGUAAGUGCACAUUUUAUUCAAUGAUCAACAUACUAUAUUUUGUGUAAAAUAUAAUUUUGUGAAGUGUUUUUGUUCAUGUUUAACGCAGCAAGGUGCAAGACCACUACAGACAUUUUACAUCCACUUUGAGUAACAUAACUCAAAGUGGAUGUAGGCUAUACAUAUUUUCCAUAACCCUGCAGGUCUCAAAUCAAUGAAUGAAACAAGAAACACAAGUUUGAAGCUCCGUAAGUGGUUAUGUGUUUAUAAUUUUUCUACUGAUUUAAUUGUGACUUGAAUAGUCUGGAAGGUGUUUUAAUGAGUGUAAAUAUAUUGUGCUUAUUUAGGCUAUCAAAUGUUGUUGAAAUAAAAUGCAGUACAUAAUUUUUAUUUUUUUUGCCAAUUUCAGUUGAUCCUGAAGCCUCAGAGAAACCCAGAGACUUCAACACAAUGUGGUUAAAAGGUCUUCUCAUUGGAUCUGGGGUCUUGAAUGCAGUUCUCAUUUUAUUGGUGUCAGGUGUGUUUCUACACUCUUAAAAUGGGGUUUGUUAGUAACCUAGUAACAUAUUGGUGGUACUGUGUGGCUCAGUUGGUAGAGCAUGGCACUUGCAUCGCCAGGGUUGUGGGUUUGAUUCCCGGUGCCACCCAUACGUAAAAUGUAUGCACUCAUGACUGUAAGUCGCUUUGGUUAAAAGUGUCUGCUAAAUGGCAUAUUAUUUUAUUUAUUAUCUAAAACUUUUCUUUAGACUGGAUACCUUUCCUGCCUUUACAUGUAAUGUUAGGACUAUCUGUUCCUGUACUUUUGUCUGCAUGCAGACCCAAAACCCACUGCAAUAUGUAAGAUGUUACUCAGUGAUGUGUGAUCACAAUAGUCUAUACUAAUUCCAUCUAUAUGGGUAAUCUUAGCCAUUUUAGUGCUGUGGAAGAGAGCUGCUUGCCAGAAGAACCAUGACUCUCCUCCAACUCCUGAACCACCUGAAAGGGCAGACGGGCCAGAGGUCAGUAUCUACAUUUGUAGUGGGAAUAUGGAUAUCUGUAUCUGUAGUGGGAAUAUGGAUAUCAUAACAUGUCUACAUUUAUGAGGGACAGGUGGUUUACACUCAUAUCCACAUUGUUUUUCAGUAUUGCUUGAUACAGCUGGUACCCCCACCAAGAGGACCAAGGCCAGACCGCAUAGCCUCAACUAUUUACUCCAGAGUUCAGUUUCCAAAUCCGGAACUCACAACUAGUGCUUAAUAAGGUGCCAAAUCUGUAUCUACCCUUCCUCUUCAGUCUGGGUUUAAUAUAUCUGGGCUAUUAUGAUAAUAGUUAUGACUUUGGUGGAUAAUGUGAACUACAAUAUGACUUUGGUAGAUAAUGUGAAUCAACUGUGAAUAUUCAUAUCUUUGUAUACAGUAUAUAAUGCUGCUCUUUGUCACUAUGGUCUUUAUACCAGUCAGCAAUAUCUUUCAAGGAAAUUGUUACUUUUGUGUCUUGAUUCAUGUUUUUCAUUAUUCAUUGCUGGAAAUAAGUUUUCAUUUGUGCCUGUCUUGAAAGUAAAUAUUCUCUUUUUUUGUGAAACAGUGAGGAAGAGGUUUGUGUAUUUCUGUAGAAAAAGCCCCCAAGGCUUUUGUAGUGUAUUGAUGAUGCAUCAACCACACAUAUCCUGUUUGAGAGCUUAGCCGCUUACUGAGCAGCACACGUGUCCCAAUUAUUGUACAAUUUACAAUUUUUAAUACUGACUUUUUCAAGCAUUCAAUUAAAGUUGGAAAUGUUAAGUUCAUUAAAGAGCCAACUGCAUGUGCCCUAUAACACCUUUGUGAGUAGAAAGUAGUGGUUGGUAUAUUUUAGUUGUUUAAGUUAAGACCACUGUAAGAAAGGUCAUGUCAGUGUGCUGCACUUUUUUCAAACAUCAGUGUGUUGCACGUUUUUCAAACUCUUCAUGAAAAAUACAACAUUAAAUCUCUGUUUUGGAAUAAACC
Molecule: messenger RNA, 10975 nt
Organism: Coregonus sp. 'balchen'
Lineage: Eukaryota; Metazoa; Chordata; Actinopteri; Salmoniformes; Salmonidae
Source: the annotation of a GenBank genome assembly